Molecule: messenger RNA, 3576 nt
Organism: Ochotona princeps (American pika)
Lineage: Eukaryota; Metazoa; Chordata; Mammalia; Lagomorpha; Ochotonidae
Exons: 24
Coding region: 311-3079 (922 amino acids)
Source: RefSeq, a predicted model, not a curated record
GGGUGGGGUACCAGGCUCAUGAUUGGACUUCAAGCACCAUGCAAUAGAGCUUAGCCCAUGAGAAAAUCCAUCAAGCAAUGUUCCAUGAAAACUGCUCCUGUUCUAUUCCAUAUAUGGAGAAACUCAAGUCAUGACGAAAGUCACAGGGUCUGGUAUGAUGGCUCACGACUGAAUCCACACCUUGCAGAACUAGGAUCCCGUGAGGUUUUGCUUCAUGUCCUGGCUGCUCCACUUCCCAUCCAGCUCCCUGCUUAUGGCCUGGGAGAGUAGGAGAGGAUGGCCCAAGUCUUGGUACCCUUUGCCUGUAUGAAUGAUCUGGAAGAAGCUCCUGGCUCCUGGCUUCAGUCCUUGGUUCUACCUGUUUGCCAUCAACAUCACUAUGGCACUGACUCUGAAUCCUUCAUCUCACCAAAGAAUGUCAAAUAACACGGUAGAAACCAACGAGGAAUUGUACUCCCAAUUGGCCAAGAGCCAAGAGGAGGCAGACGACUUGAAAAAUAGACUUCUUCAAGCUGAGGCAAAAAUCUACAUCCUGGCCAAUCACCUUCAAGAACAUCGAUGUGAAGGGUAUAAGGAUCUGAUUGAAUCCGUGCUGAGGAAGAAGCCACAGUUGCUGGCAGAGGACAUGACAUCUGCUGAGAAUCAAAAGAAAUGUUAUGCUUCAGUUCAAGAGCUGCCGCAGUUGCAGGAAGGGAGCGCUCUUUGCCUACUCUUGCAUCAGCGUCUCCAGGACAUCUUCAGGCAGCAGGACUCUGAGAACUGCCAGGGCCAGGACUUGUUACAAAGACUCGCUGAGUUGCUCAAGCUGACGGAACACCUGGCUGGCAAGCUCAGCCCAGUCCAGCAAACUCAUGAAGAUGUGACAGCGCACCAAGAAUCCCCCAGCCCCAGGCAUAUUGAAGAACAACAGUGUGAUCUGGAAGAGGCAAACAUCCUGCAAGGGCCAAGAAUUGAUCCCUGCAUGUCAAGCAAAACAUGUGACAUGAAAGUGCCCCAAACACCUUUGCAUGUCGAAGACCCUUUCCUGCAUUCUGCCCAGUGCAGACCCAGCUAUGACCCAUCCAGGAUGGAAGCCCUCAAGCUGUCCCCUGGGCUCACUGCGGAAGACAGGGGAUGUUGGCCAAUAACUACACAGGAGGCAGUCGAGCCCCAGCAAUGCAUUGAAAACAACCAUGAUCUCAUGCAGGAGGAUCACCUGGUCCAGGCCAUCCGUCUGGGUGCCUCCUUGCUGGACUGUGCAGAUGACGACAAUACCCUGGGUGCUCCUGAACACAGGCUCAGUCCUGAACUUCCUGAGAUGGAGCAAUUUGAUGUCCCAGCUGGGUCAGCAGUGACUAGCCCUUGUUUGUAUAGCCUGACCACACAUGUGGCAAGCUGCUACACUCAAACAUAUUCCAACGAGGGUGACCUUGUGCAAGAGCAACGUGUCUUCAUGUCCGUCAGACUCAGUGUUGGCCAGACACCUGCUGCUCCAGGGGAAGCUGAUUCUCCACAAUCUAGAGCAUGCCAGGAGCAGCCUUGGCAGGAGCAGUGUGAUGUCCCACCUGAACACACAGAGAACACCUACUGGGCAUGUUCCGUAGCCACCCAUGUGGCAGCCACUUACCACCAGGCUUCCACCAGUGGUUACAGCAUUGUGCAAGAAGAACACCACUGCAUGGUCAUGAACCUGAUAAUGACCCAGACAUCUGCUGAUGAAGAGGACACAUUCUCUGAUUCUCCCCAAGACAGCAGGCCCAGCCAUGAACCACGCUGGAUGGAAGCCAUCGAGGCUUGCACUUGGACCACUGGGGAAGCCUGGGAGUCUCAGCCCAUGACUGCACAGGUGGCCGUCGAGCCCCAGCAGAUGUUUGAUAGCAGCACUGAUCCCAGCCAAGAGGAUCAUCUGGCCCAGGCCAUCCUUCAGGGUGCUUUCUUACUGUCUUCCCCGGAUGACAACAGUGCUUUUGAUGCUUCCCUGCACGUCAGACCCAGCCAAGAACCACCCUGGAUGGAAGCCAACAACGAGUCCUCUGGCUGCACUGGAGAAUCUGGGGGGACUCAGCCCGUGCCCCCUGUGGUGGCAUUAGAGCCCCAGCAGUUGUUUAGCAUAAGCAGUCUCCCUGUGCAAGAGGAUUACCUGUGCCAGACCAUCCUUCAGGGUGCUUCCCUACUGUCUUCCCCAGAUGACAACGAUGCUUCUGAUGCUUCCAAGAUCAUGCCCAACCAUGGACCACCCAGGAUGGCAGCCUUUGAGGCUUUGACUCGGACUCCUAGGGAAGCAUGGGGGUCUAGGCCUGCGACCCCCCAGGUGCCAAUCAAGCCCCAGGACAUGACUGACAGCACUGGAGACCCUGUUGAAGAGAAUGACCUGGUCCAGGCUGUGCUUCAAGGUGCUUCCCUACUGUCUUCUCUGGAUGAUGCUGAUGCUUCUGAUGCUCCCGUGAACACGCCCAGCCAAGAACCACCCUGGAUGGAAACCAACAUCGGGUUCUCUAUCUCCACUGGCGAAGCCUGGGGGUCUCGGCCCAUGAUGCCCAGGAUGGCAAUAGAGCCCCAGCAGAUGUCUGACAUCAGCAGUGACCUCAUGCAUGACGAUCACCUGUGCUGGGCAAUCCUUCAGGGUGUUUAUGAACUGGAUGAACAGGAUGUGGCUGGUUCUCUUGAUCCUGCCAACUUCAGCUUGGCCAACCCAGAACAGCCUGAGUAUCUGCUGAGCCCAGUGGCAUGUUCACAUCCACUGUCCCCCAUAUCUUCACUGGAGGAUCACACCUGCACUGCUUUGGGCAGUAAUUGGGAUCCCAUGUAUGAGCCACAGUUAUGUCAGCUUGCAUCUGUUGCCAGCCCUGCUCUGGGGAGUGCGGUGGAAUCCAGAAGCAGUCCCCAGCUGGAGGCUGAUCCUCCUGAGAUGUCAGCUCGCAACAGCACUGCAUGUGGAGUCCGCAGCCACCUUGGUGACUCCGAUGCGCUGAGAAAGGCAAUGAUUCAAAAAAAGGCUGCAUUUCAGCAAGUGGAGACUCGCACAGAGUGUCCCUGGCCAUCGACUUCCAGUAAAGAGAUACCAAGAACCACUAGAACCGUGGUGAGUCCUGAUGGGUAAAUGGCAAGAUGUCAGGAGGAGAAGCAAAACCCUUCAUUUGAGAAACAUCUGAAUAGGCAUGCCAAUUCACUGCCUGCCCUGAAAUGAGCAAAACUCCCUUCAGAGGACUGAAUCCUGACACCAGUAUCCACUGUACCGUCGCUUACCCAACAGGUGUCCAUGGGGUUCCCUGACAGAGCUUCUGAAUCCUUUUGGAGUGACCACCUAUGACACCAAGCUCUGAGACCUUAAUUUGGACUCACUUAAAUUGUCAUCGCUGAAAAAGGAAAUCUCAUAGCCAAAAUGUGGAUAUUGGCAAUUUGUCAACACAUAGAUACUGUCCUUUAUGCUUACAUCAGCUCAGUUUUACCAUUCGCCCUUCUCCCAUGUAUGGAUAUAUGUACUUUGGAAAUUUUAAUUUUUAUUGCUCUUAUAUAUUUCUAUUUCUGAUAUUAUUCCCUUAUAAAAAAUAACAUUCCCUCUCAAGUUCAGUAUAUUAAAGGUCGUCUUUUAUUCAU